Molecule: messenger RNA, 1068 nt
Organism: Aspergillus luchuensis
Lineage: Eukaryota; Fungi; Ascomycota; Eurotiomycetes; Eurotiales; Aspergillaceae
Product: carbon-nitrogen hydrolase family protein
Exons: 2
Coding region: 1-1068 (355 amino acids)
Molecular function (GO): catalytic activity
Source: RefSeq, a predicted model, not a curated record
AUGCCGCAGAAGCUCACGGUCGCGGUGGCGCAAGCCAGCACCCAGUGCACUCUCGCAGCCACCUUGGCGGCCCUGGAGCGAGUGACUCGCCAUGCUGCAGCCCGCGGGGUGCACUUGAUUCUUUUCCCGGAGGCGUACUUGGGAGGCUAUCCCCGGACCUGCGACUUUGGCACAGCGGUUGGUGCCCGUGGCGCUCAUGGUCGCGACCAAUUCCUCGAAUACUUCCAUGCCGCGGUUGACUUGGGCGACACCCCAACCGGAGCUGGAGACGACUGGGUGAACCGGAGAUUGCCCCUUCCACGAGGCAAAGAGUAUCGCGGGGAUGGUACCCGAGAGGCACUGGAGAAGAUCUCCCGCGAAACGGGCGUGUUCAUUGUGUGUGGCGUCAUCGAGCGCGCCGGGGGUAGCCUGUAUUGUUCUGCCAUCUAUGUCGACCCGCGCGAUGGCGCCUUGGGCAAGCGUCGGAAAGUAAUGCCAACAGCCUCAGAGCGUCUGAUCUGGGCUCAAGGAUCGCCUUCUACCCUCAAGGCUGUCACCACCGAACUUAAUGGGGUUCGGCUGACCAUCGGAGCAGCGAUCUGCUGGGAGAAUUACAUGCCGAUGCUUCGACAGAGCCUGUACUCCCAGAAUGUCAACCUUUAUCUGGCCCCUACAGCCGAUGCCCGCGAUACGUGGCUGCCGUUGAUGCGCACAGUGGCUGGAGAAGGUCGUACGUUCGUUCUAUCUGCCAACCAAUGUGUGCGACGCCGGGAACUGCCCGGAUGGAUCACAGCCAACUCCCAGGACAAACACAAUGGCGAUGAAUAUAUAUGUAGGGGCGGCUCCUGCAUUGUCGGACCCCUAGGGGAAGUCCUGAGUGAGCCCAUCUGGGAAGUCAGUACGGAUGAUGUGACAGACGCCAACGAUCCCAAUGAUCCAGCCAUGGCAGCCGCGCUGUCAAUUACAGAGAUCGAUGUGGAGGAUUGUGAGCGCGGCCGGUUGGAUCUGGACGUAGCCGGCAGUUAUUCACGCAAUGAUUCCUUCAAGCUGACCGUAGAUGGGCUGGACCUGAACCCACCUCCAGUAUAA